This is a messenger RNA of Glossina fuscipes, 490 nucleotides long. Its product is annotated as cytoplasmic FMR1-interacting protein-like. Gene Ontology annotation, cellular component: neuron projection; synapse; SCAR complex. Gene Ontology annotation, molecular function: small GTPase binding; RNA 7-methylguanosine cap binding. The coding region runs from base 186 to 443 and encodes 85 amino acids. Lineage: Eukaryota; Metazoa; Arthropoda; Insecta; Diptera; Glossinidae. Gene Ontology annotation, biological process: regulation of translation; cell morphogenesis; regulation of actin filament polymerization. The transcript is spliced from 2 exons. The record is from RefSeq and is a predicted model, not a curated record.
UAGAAAAUAAUAGAGCUUGCGACAAAAAUAAUAGAGCUUGCCAAUUACGGUAAUUGGUUAGAGUUAAGAUUUUGUGUGCGAAAUAGUAAAAGCGCUCUUGUGGUUCGGAUUUCGAAGAUUUCACCAACCGAUCCACCAUCUACAAUGACGAAUGGUACCCACACCUCAAUUGGGCUGGUUGUGCAAUGAUUGUUCUGUUGGGUCAACAAAGGCAUUUUGAAGUUUUGGAUUUUUGGUACCACAUCCUAACAGUGCAGCGUGCUGAUGGCAGAGAAGAAGAUGUCAAAGGGAUUAAACUUAAACGUACGGUAGACCAUAUGAGACGCUUUCAAGUAUUGAACUCGCAGAUUUUUACUGCACUGACUUUGAAGGAUCCAAUGUGGAGCAUGUACGGUGCUUCUCACCGCCGCAAUAUCCCUCUAUUAAAAAAAAAGGAAUUGUAAUACAUUGUUUUUUAUAUUUUGAGAUUAUUUGCUUUUUAUAAUAAAUG